ACAUAAAACCCUCAACAUUUCACCAUCUUUUUUGUUUUUUUAAUUCUUCACCCAACAGUAGCAUCUUCUUCUUCUUCUUCUUGUUCUUCUUACUCUUACUAUUCUUUCCCCAUCAUUUUCCAUAUCAUGCUCACCGGAGUUUCCCCUAGCUCCGGCGACUCUUCCGCCGCUUCACCGGUUCAACCCACCUCCACCGCCGCCGCCGCCGAGCUAGGAUUCAGUGAAGAUGAAAGAGGAAAAACUGACGACGGCGGCGGCGGAGGCGGCGGCAGGAGUUCCGGGGGAAACCGGUGGCCGCGGCAGGAGACGCUGUAUUUACUUAAAAUACGCUCAGAUAUGGAUGUAGCGUUCCGUGAUGCUAGCCUCAAAGGCCCCCUAUGGGAAGAGGUUUCUAGGAAAUUAGCUUCGCUUGGCUUUCAUCGAAGUGCGAAGAAAUGCAAGGAGAAAUUCGAAAAUGUUUAUAAAUAUCAUAAAAGGAUUAAAGAAGGAAGAAGUUCAAAAGCAGAUGGAAAAACCUACAAGUUUUUUGAACAAUUACAAGCUUUAGAAGGUAGUCCUUCUGCCGCCGGUAACCACCACCAGCCACCGCCGCCGCCGUUGCCGCUACCGCUACCGCCUCCGGUUGUAUCGAAACCGGCUCAAGUUACAAUCACAUCAAUGCCUUCUGUUGCAACUCCGUCGGAGUUGCAACAGAAUAAUGUGGAUCCGAUCUCGGUUGCGGCGCCGGCGGGGGCGGUGGCGGUGGCGAUGAAUGUGAAUGUUAAUAAUGCGGGUGGGUUUCCGUUUUCGCAAUUGAAUGUGUCGGAGUCGAAUUCGAGUGGUUCUUCGAGUUCAUCAGAGGAGGAGGAUGAGGUCGUACCGGAGAAGAGGCGAAAUCGAAAGCGGAAAUGGAAGGAGUUUUUCGGGAGGUUGAUGAAGGAGGUGGUGGAGAAACAAGAGGAGUUGCAAUCGAAGUUUUUGGACGCGUUGGAUAGGCGAGAGCGCGAUCGGAUGGCGAGAGAGGAAGCGUGGCGGAUGCAGGAAAUGGCGAAAAUGAAACGAGAACACGAAUUGCUGGUUCAAGAAAGAUCCAUGGUCGCUGCGAAAGACGCGGCUGUUGUUACUUUCUUGCAGAAAAUUACGGAACAGAAUCCGAAUACGGUUAUACCACAAAUGCCCGCAAUGCAGUUAUUGCAACAACAGCAACAGCAGCAACAACAACAACAACCGACACAAGUGGAACAAGCACCAGCACCACCAGCACAACCGACACCACCAAUGCAACAGCAACCACCGCCACAACUACAACCACAACCACAGCAACGAACACCGCCCGCCUUAGCAGCUACACCUGUAUCCGUGCCUGUACCUGUACCUGUUCAUGCUCCACUACCUCUGGCGGUGGUGAAGAAUCCCGAAAUCGCGACCGGAGAGAACACGCUACAACCGAGCCCAUCACGAUGGCCGAAAGCGGAAAUUAACGCACUCAUCCAGAUUCGAACAAGUCUCGACACAAAAUACCAAGAUAGCGGACCGAAAGGGCCGCUAUGGGAGGAGGUAUCGACAGCGAUGAGAAACCUAGGAUACAACCGGAACGCGAAACGGUGCAAAGAGAAAUGGGAAAACAUCAACAAGUACUACAAAAAGGUUAAGGAAAGCAGCAAGAAACGCCCCGAGGACUCGAAAACCUGCCCGUAUUUCCACCAGCUGGACGCCAUUUACCGCGAAAAAGCAGCAAGUGGCAGUAGUAGUAAUAAUAAUAGUAAUAGUAACCCGGGUGGUCUCAGCAUAAAACCCGAAACCCAAAUGGCUAUAAUGGCCCGACCGGAGCAGCAAUGGCCACAUCCGGCCGUAGUUCAGCAACAACAACAAGCACACCAGUAUCAGCAGAAACAACAACAACAACAACAACUGCAGCAACAGAAUGCAGAUCUGAACGAAGAUGAUUACGACGAUGAAGAUGACGACGACGACGAUGAAGACGAAGAAGGGGGUGAGUAUGAGAUUGUUCCAAACAAGACAUCAUCAAUGGCUUCAGCUGAAUGAAUGAAAUAUAUAGAAAAAAUGGAAUAGAACACACUGCAGAUGUGGGUCAUGAGUUGCAGAAAUUGUCCAGUGGGUAAACGGGUCGGGUUGCGGGUUGAGUUUUGGAUACUUGAAACAACAAGCACAUGUGGUGGGGGAGGGUGGUGUGACUGUAACAUUGUAAGUUUUUGUUUUUUUUACAGUGGUAUACUGUGGUUUACUUUUUUUAUGAUUUAUUUAUUAUUUUGCAAGAAUAAAAUAAUGAGGGAGAUAUAGAAUCAAUCAAAUAAUUUAAUAAAAAAAAUUAAAUUGUAAUUUUGUAAUUUUGUAUUUUUGUUGAUGGGGUGUAAAUGUGAGAGAUACUUUUCUUUUAUAUUUAUUUAUCAGCAUUUAUGUUUGCAUUAUUAUUA
This is a messenger RNA of Helianthus annuus (common sunflower), 2414 nucleotides long. RefSeq names its product trihelix transcription factor GT-2. The record is from RefSeq and is a predicted model, not a curated record. The transcript is spliced from 3 exons. The coding region runs from base 127 to 2025 and encodes 632 amino acids. Lineage: Eukaryota; Viridiplantae; Streptophyta; Magnoliopsida; Asterales; Asteraceae.